GUGGAAUGGUAUGCUGUCGUGCUGCGUGCAGCGCGGCGAGGUGGAGACCGCCGAGGCGCUGCUGAGGGACACGCUGCCGGAGAGAAGCCCGGUGAGCUGGAGCACUGUGGUGUGUGGGUAUGCACAGAGCCGUGACGCGCGGCACGGCGCGGAUGCCAGCCGCGUCAUGGGCUUCAUGCCGGCGUGGACGCUUGUGUGCUGCAACGUGAUGAUCUCCUCGCUAGCACAACGAGGAAAGCUAGAUGAUGCUCGAGAAAUCUUCCACGGGCUUCCAGCGAGUGAGAGAGACGUAGUGUCAUGGACUGCCCUCUUCCAUGCUUGUGCUCUCAACAAUCGUCUUGACGAAGCCGCACUCGUCUUCUUCCGCGACAUGCCCGACAAGAACCACGUCUCGUGGAAUGCCAUGGCAGCAGCGUAUGCCCGAGCAGGGCAUACCGCCGAAGCCAAAGCCGUGCUCGAGCAAAUGCCGUGCCACGACGUUGUAGCUCUAACUGUCAUCUUUCACCUCGCCGUCCAGAGCGGCCGCUUGGAACACGCUCGGAGCUUGUUCGACAACGUUGUGCCGGAGAAGGAUCUGGUGGCUUGGAAUGCAAUGAUCGGGGCGUAUGCCCAGAACGGGCAAGGUGACGAGGCACUGCUGCUCUACCGCGAAAUGCACAUCCAAGGCAUGGAUCCAGACGACGUGACAAUGUCGAGCAUUCUGGCAGCACACAGCCGACUCGGCCAAGUCGAGCAAGGGAGAAGCCACUUCGUUGCCAUGCCGAUGGAUCACGGGAUCACGCCAUCGGAGGAGCACUACGCGUGCAUGGUGGACGCACUGGGACGUUCCGGGCAGCUGGUAGCGGCAGAGGAACUCCUCGCCACCUUUCCGUUCCAUCCCAGCUACGUUGCAUGGGGGAGCUUUCUUGCGGGUUGCCGGAUCAAUCAGGACGUCGCGCGUGGGGAACGAGCUGCACAGAUCGCUGCGGUAUUGGAUCCCAGCAAGUGUGCACCUUAUGUGCUCCUUUCACAAUCGCCGAGAGAGCUGUGAAGCUCAAGAGAAAAUGCUCCUGGUAAGCUCUACUCGCUUCCCUUGCUACUGUAAGAAUGCGAAAUCCACUCGCUGGCUACAGGUGCUCGGGAAAACGCUCCAUGCGCGGCCCACCAAAGCAAAACUUUGAAGGCUUUUGGUCAGCCUCUCGGAGUGUCACGGGUUGCGCUGCCUCCACAUCUACGCCUGGCACCCUGCGAGCUAUGGCUCUCCACAACCUCCUCUACUGCGUUAUCUUCAUCACAGUCUUGGACGUCUCUGCCGUCCAGCAGCUCCUCGACGAGUGUCCUUGCUCAUCUUCUUCUGCGAGGGAGCAUGGUGGUGUGGGAGGAAUCACACGUAAAGCUUCUCAAGAGUCGCAGCCUCGACUGGUUGGAGAUUCAUCGCCAUCCAUGGAUAUGCCCAAUCUCCAGUGACUCGUUGUCAGCUUGCGGCUGUGCGUGGAGUUGUGGCCUUUUAUGUGCAACGUCGAUUAAUUGCGGUUGCAGGCACUAAACGUGAAUGAGUGGAGUGUUCAUCUAGGAGUGUUCCUGCUGCAUUUGAGGAGCUCUUGCAAAGUUUUCCUGGUUGCAACAAAGUACACAGGGGAUGCUAUGGCGCAUCCUGGAAGCUAGCUAGAGUUAAGUUUGAGGCUCCAGACACAGCAAUCCAGCACUGGUGCAAACUCAUGCCUCCGCGUCAAAAGAUGCACUUGGCAGUGACCAAAAAUGUAAGUACACUUUUCGCAUUGUUCA
Molecule: messenger RNA, 1764 nt
Organism: Selaginella moellendorffii
Lineage: Eukaryota; Viridiplantae; Streptophyta; Lycopodiopsida; Selaginellales; Selaginellaceae
Product: pentatricopeptide repeat-containing protein At4g02750-like
Exons: 2
Coding region: 11-1030 (339 amino acids)
Molecular function (GO): protein binding
Source: RefSeq, a predicted model, not a curated record